Loa loa (African eye worm) is the source of this 171-nucleotide messenger RNA. RefSeq lists its product as hypothetical. The record is from RefSeq and is a predicted model, not a curated record. The coding region runs from base 1 to 171 and encodes 56 amino acids. The transcript has a single exon. Lineage: Eukaryota; Metazoa; Nematoda; Chromadorea; Rhabditida; Onchocercidae.
AUGGAAUGUCCAGCUAUUGUCAUCCUAUUAUUUGGCAUUAUGGCAACACAAUGGUCUAAAGCGACACUUUCAACGACUAUUUGCAUCGAUCAAGUAUCAUCAUUCAUCACAAUGGCUUGUAAUGGAUGUAUUCAAAUCGCUCUAUCAUCACAAUACAGUGAUCGUAAAUAA